CGUCAUCCCGUCCCGCAGACGACCUUGCCACCAUAAGAUUUUAAAUAAAAUAUCAACACUCGACCCUCGCCAUACGUCGUUUUGUUCGUCAGUUGAUGACGUCUUCUAGAGGAUCGAUCCGUGAACAAGGAGAAUGCACCUUUGCCCCCUUGAUUUGCGUAACGGUGUAUUGACUCUGGCUGGAUUGGAUUAUUUUUAAAGAGGAGAACAAUUGGGUGGAGAGCCUCAUUUGCAAUUUGAGACUGGGUGCCUAUAUCCGAACCAAUUUUCCAUCAUUUCCGUGCCAUUGUUUUCCAAGCAAUUAACCAGAGAAGUACAUUAAAUCCAAUCCAGUGUAAAUAAGCGACUAAAUUAACGCAGACGUCCAUCACUAAUCGCAAAUAACGUCCCAUCCCAGCACCCUCGGAACCUUUAUAAAGACCUCGCGUCAGAAAAAUUGUGACGACAUUGUUUCACAAACGUCCACUCGGAAGGAAGAAUUAAGCACCCGAGACAGGAAGAAGAAAAACCGUGAAAAAUGAAAAACUUGGACAUUUCAGCCCCACCUGAACCAUCAUGUGGGAAGAAAGCCUUCAAAAUGGUGAAGCGUCGCUUACCAGUGAUCGGAUGGAUAAGACGGUACACAAAAAAGGAUUUUAUUUCCGACAUGAUCGCCGGCGUCACCGUUGGUUUGACCGUCGUUCCUCAGUCGAUGGCUUAUGCAGCCAUUGCAGGACUGUCCCCUGAGUAUGGACUUUACUCCUCUUAUAUUGGCGUCUUGAUCUAUGCUGUCCUUGGUUCCUGUGCUCAAGCCACGAUCGGCCCCACGGCAGUUAUGGGACUUCUCACGUUUCAAACUUGUGGUCAAGAUUAUCCAUCGUGCGCAAUUCUGACAGGGUUUUAUUCCGGAGUUUUUGAACUCCUUUUAGCCGUCCUUAGACUCGGUUGGGUCGUGUCGUUCAUCUCUGAACCAGUUACAGUCGGUUUCACAGCAGGAGCCGCAAUGACAAUCAUAUCCUCACAGAUAAAAUCCUUCCUGGGAAUAUAUGGUUACAAGGGGUCCGGAUUUGUGGGGUAUUGGCAAAAGGUCAUUGAGGACUUCCCAACGAUUCAUGCUGGAGAUGCAGUUAUGGGAAUUUCCGCCUUCAUUUCGUUGAUGCUUCUUCGGAAACUCAAGGACGUAAAUCACGACAACAAAUUCAUAAAAACUACGCUUUGGCUGAUUUCAUUGUCUCGAAACGUUAUUAUCAUAAUAAUUACCACUGUUAUUGCCUGGGCCUGGAAAACGCCUCCAUUCAAACUUGUCGGAAAUGUUCAGGGAGGAUUUCCUUCAGUCUCACUUCCCCCAUUCCUUCUCCCAUCGCGAGAAUCUGAAGCUGGAUAUGGUCCGGACGCCACGAAUGAGACAAUUCUGGAGGGUGCUGACGAACGAUUGAGUUUCUUGGAUUCAUGGUCACUCAUUUCUACCGGACCGUUGGUCAUUGCACUGAUUUCAAUUCUGCAAAACGUCGCGAUUUCUAAAGCUUUCGGCAGUGGGCAGAAAGUGGACGCUACGCAAGAAAUGAUCGCUUUGGGCAUGUCUUCCAUCGUUGGAGGAUUCUUCAGCUCAAUUCCAACCUCUGCAAGUUUUUCGAGAUCCGCAGUGAAUGAAGCGAGUGGGGUCCGAUCUCCUUUGGGGGGUUUAUUUACUGGAGUUUUGGUCAUUUUGUCGCUUGGAUUUUUAACUCCAUCCUUUUACUACAUACCUAAAGCAAGUCUGGCAGCGGUGAUUAUUGCAGCAGUCAUGUUCAUGAUUGAGUAUGAAUCCAUCCUUCCAAUGUGGAGAAUUGCAAAAAUGGACGCCAUUUCCUGCAUCAUCACCUUCGUCGCCUCUCUCUUUCUCGGGAUGGAAUACGGCAUCAUAAUCGGCGUCGCCGUCUCCGUGGGCUGCCUCCUUUUGAAAUCUCUGCACCCAGAAAUGCAAAAUGAAAUCAGAGAAGAUUCCCGCACCGGAAUUCCCUACUUGCACAUCUCUCCAGCAAACUCUGGCGUCAACUUCCCCUCCGUCGACCACAUCUCUUCCACAAUUCAGAAACUUUCCUUAAAACACAAAAAAUGCAGGGUUAUCGUGCUCAAUUUUAGCCAAUGGGACACCUACGACUACACGGCAGCAAAUACGCUAAUUUCUCUAGUGAAAGGGAUGAAGAAGAAUGGGAAGAUUUUUAUUUUCACGAACAUUAGCUCAGAAUGGGUGAGUGUCCUGCAGUUUGCUGGAUUGGCGCAUCCCCCCACAAUUUCUGGGGACGAAGCCGAGUUGUCGGAGUACCUGAGGAAAAAUAUUCAGCCAGUUAUAGCCCUCGACUUGGGACUUGACACGGGCAAAUGUUCGGGAAAUAAUGGGGGAGGUGGUGGUGGUGGUGGUGCAAGUGGGGGUCAAGUGGGUAUCAGUAUUGAUCGAGAAUACAAUUACAGAUCGAAUCCCAGUUUGAGUGGGGCGGACUCCACGGCGUCCGAAAGUUCGGAGGUAACCACGACGAAUAGUGCUAAAGGGUUAGUUUAAAAAGGGGGAAAUAAUAUAUUUUGCACCACUAUUUUAUUUCUUGUUAAUUGAUAAGUUUUUCAGUGUAAGGUUACAUUACGUAGGGAAAAAAUAUGUUGUUUUCUCUUCUAACAUACUAUUUAGUAUUAUUAUAUUAUUCGUUAUAUUAUUAUUAAG
Molecule: messenger RNA, 2674 nt
Organism: Folsomia candida
Lineage: Eukaryota; Metazoa; Arthropoda; Collembola; Entomobryomorpha; Isotomidae
Product: sodium-independent sulfate anion transporter
Exons: 13
Coding region: 518-2518 (666 amino acids)
Biological process (GO): transmembrane transport
Cellular component (GO): membrane
Molecular function (GO): sulfate transmembrane transporter activity
Source: RefSeq, a predicted model, not a curated record